Lotus japonicus is the source of this 1607-nucleotide messenger RNA. RefSeq names its product GEM-like protein 4. The record is from RefSeq and is a predicted model, not a curated record. The coding region runs from base 180 to 842 and encodes 220 amino acids. NCBI's taxonomy places the organism in Eukaryota, Viridiplantae, Streptophyta, Magnoliopsida, Fabales, Fabaceae. The transcript is spliced from 4 exons.
AUCCCACCAAUCGCUCAAGAUUCACUUCCAAGUUUUCGUCCCUUUAAAUACCUCCUUGGAGUUGAAGUGACUGAUCAAACUCAAUUGAGUGUAGCUUCCUUAGAAAUCUAGUAUCCCUUCCUCUUCACCUAUUACUAGUCCUUUCAAUAAAACAGAAACCUUAACUAAUCAUAUUCAACAUGCAGACCGCACUUCUUCAUGAGCUAGUUGGAACACCAAUCAUGUCAACAACAUAUGAUCAGGUUCAAAAGUCAUUUAACAGAUACUUACCUGAUCCUGCAACACAGGGGCAAUACCGAACCACAAGAUCAAAACAAGGGAGAGUAUUUUAUUCGAUUAAGAACAACACUGGAAGGAAGGAACAUAAUCUUUCACAAAGUGUCCAAGAACAUGUGAGAGUAGGGGCAAAUAUAUCUGAAACUAUUAAGAGGAAGUUGAGCUUAGGGGCUCUUAUUGUACAAGUUGGUGGAGUGGAGAAAGUCUUUAAUCAGAAUUUUAGUGUAAAAGAAGGGGAGAAGCUGUUGAAAGUUUCACAGUGCUAUCUUUCCACCACAUCAGGCCCUCUAGCAGGUCUUCUUUUUAUCUCCACUGAGAAGGUUGCCUUUUGCAGUGAGAGAUCAUUGAAAGUGUUUACUCAGAAGGGUCACAUGCGUAGGAUCCGCUAUAAGGUUUCCAUUCCUCUGAAGAAGAUCAAGUGUGUGAACCAAAGUCAAAAUGUUGAGAAGCCAAAACAGAAGUACAUAGAGAUAGUUACAGAGGACAAUUUUGAUUUCUGGCUUAUGGGUGUCAUAAAUUAUCAGAAAACCUUCAGGUAUCUUCAGCAAGCAGUUUCUCAAGCUUAGAUGAAUGGAAAAUCCACAGUUUGAGCAUAAAGAGCCAAGGCUUAAAGCUUCAUUUGGUCAGGACAUAAACAAAAACUAAGAUACAAAGAGAUGAUCAUAAACAAAAUACAUAAAGUGGCAGGGACAGGCAGAUAUAAUUGAAGAUAUUGGGCUUUGUCUCUGCUAAGAGAGACUUCACUUCCUUCUGUUAUCCAUCUUGCUGCAUAAAACAUCUCAUGGGACCUUGGUAAGUUUGCUCCCCAAUAUUGACCUCUGAUAAUGACUGGAUGUGGAUCAUAUCAGAAGACCAGCAGAGUUGGCUGCCAGCAUAUUGCAGAAAAAUGGUGUGAAUGCAAUAAUUCAUCAUUUGGUGCCUGUUUCGUUGCAGAAUUCAAGCCAUAUUUAUUCAUUAAUUGGCUUGCAAUUCUAAGGACCAGACCACUUUUGCAGAAGGUAUAACCCAAUCUAUGAUCCAUCAAGGGACAGGCCUAUUUUACAGCUCUGUAAAUAAAGAUUAUGGUCAUGCGUAGAAGAAAUUAUUGAAGGAAAACAAAAUAGUGAAUGAGAGGAUUCAACAAUCACGGGAUCCCAAGAGCAAGGAAUUCCAAUGUUACAUAUUGGUGUAUAUAUUUUCUUUAAGCCUUGUUGUUUCAGGCUCCAUUACUUGUGGAUUCAUUAUGUAAAAGUUUUAAGGAAUCAGAAAUUUUACUUCAGAUUUUAUCCAUACCAUCCAACUCUUUGACAAAAAUUGUGUCUAAUUAAUUAAUAUGAUUCUGUUUUAAUCAA